AUGGAAGAAUUUGAAUUUAGUGUACGUAAUGAAUGCAAACAGGCUUUUACGGAGCUACAAACCGGUGUGACUGAUUUGAAAGUGACUGUCAACAAUCAGAGUACUCCAUUUCACAAUAAAACGGAAUCCUACAUCCGAAUCCUGUUCAGGCAUACAAAUUUAUAUAACGGUUUAUUGCGCAAUCAACAAUCUUUGGAUAGUUCUUUGAGCUUUGACGGUACACCAGCAAAAUUGCCUGGAUUCGAAUAUCUGCUCAGGAAUACGCAAUUCCUGUUGAAACUUGUUGAAACGGUCGACAGCAAUGCUUGCUAUACAUUAGAGAACAAGUGUAUUUUGUCAUCGCUUAUCGUUGGCUCAUUACUUGAUGACAUGCGCUAUUGUACAGAAGUUGUUUUUGCAAUAUUAAAUCAUCAUAUCUUUCUGUCUCUUGAAAAGUGCGAACCUCAUAUUAUAUUUCGUCAAAGUGGUUCUCUAGCUGAGCAAAUUUUUACGGUUUGGUUCAGUUUGUGUUUUCUGGAAUAUUUGAAGAAUGGUCCAGGCCAGUCCAUGUAUUUGUUAUAUAAAGCACUGAAAUGUCAAAUUGAACGUGGUCCAGUUGACGCUAUAACCGGUGAUGCACGAUAUUCACUGAAUGAAUCAAAACUUCUUAGAAAACCGCUUAAUGUUACAAGCAUGCAGUUGUUCGUAAUCCCUCUUGACGGUUCUAAGCAAUCGCCGAUUAUUCUUCGAGCAUUAAAUUGUGAUACGAUCACUCAAGUUAAAAAAAAGCUGUUGGACAGUAUUUACUCCAAUGAACCGUUUUCCGCUCGGCUGAAUGUGGAUGAAUUUCAUUUAGAAUGGAAAUGUUCGGAGCGUUACACUGUUGUUCUGGCGGAUGAUGAUGGAUUAGAAGAAGGCAAAAUAAAAAGGUUGAAAUGCUUGGAUGAUUACAACAUAAAAGAAAAUGCGUUACUCGCCAUGAAGCUAAUUCCAUCACGUAAUACUCCAGAAUACUUCAAAAAAGCAGCCAAUUCGAAGGGCAGUACGCAUCCAACUCAGUAUUAUCAUCUGGAACAACCUUUCUUAAUAGAAAAUUGCACUAAUGAGGAAGAUGAUACUGCAACCAAAUCCAUAUCGGAAAUAUACCUUACGCGAUUAAUUACAAGUAAAAGAAUGGUGCAAAAAUUUGUGGAUGGUUUCCUGGAAUCGGUGAUAUGUGCGAAUGGUUUUGAGUGUCCACCGCUCUUGUUAUUCGUGUUUCACACUUUCGACGAAAUAGCCAUUAGGAAUAAUUUUAUGGAUGAGAUAGCAGUUCGAUCUUGGAAAGUAAAUCUUUGGAUUCUGCGAUUCUGGGUAAACAUUCUGUCGAAUAUUGAUUACGUAUUAGACGUUGAACGGAUACCAGCAGUGGAUAGCUCAUUAGCGGUCAUUGCUCAAACGUUGGUGGAUGUUUUCAGCAAUGCUAACCACAAGUUUGGAAAGGAAAGUCCAUCAUCAAAACUUCUGUUUGCAAAAGACAUUAAAAGGUAUCGCAUACAAGUAGCAGAUUUUUUCCGAAAUAUUGCUACCUCUCCCCGGUUAUCCAUUGAAACUUUUUAUAGUUACAUCGCCGUUUCAGCAGAAAGUUUUUGUGGUGAGAAAAUACAUUACGUACUGCAGAAUGAUCUAUAUGACUGGAUCAAAAGUAAUGGUUUUAGUCUGCUGGAACAGUUUUCCAUUAACCAGUGCGCCGAAACACGUGGAAUAACUGAAUGCUUAAAAUAUUUACUUUAUUACGGUGAGAUUGAUAUGAACCACAUUUAUGCUGAUGUACAACUUGAAUAA
Loa loa (African eye worm) is the source of this 1803-nucleotide messenger RNA. RefSeq names its product plexin-B1. NCBI's taxonomy places the organism in Eukaryota, Metazoa, Nematoda, Chromadorea, Rhabditida, Onchocercidae. Bases 1 to 1803 code for a protein of 600 amino acids. Gene Ontology annotation, molecular function: semaphorin receptor activity. The record is from RefSeq and is a predicted model, not a curated record. The transcript has 11 exons. Gene Ontology annotation, biological process: regulation of GTPase activity; regulation of cell migration; sensory neuron axon guidance. Gene Ontology annotation, cellular component: semaphorin receptor complex.